AUGGCUGCUCUUGGUGAGGAUUUGCUCGGGAUAGUUAACAAGCUUCAAGAUCUUGUCUUUAACACUAUUGGCAAUGAUAGCUUAGAUCUGCCACAGAUUGUAGUCGUUGGUUCCCAAUCUUCUGGAAAAUCAUCCGUACUCGAGAACAUCGUCGGUCGAGAUUUCCUUCCUCGUGGUAGUGGGAUUGUCACCCGUAGACCCCUCAUUCUACAACUUAUCAAUGUACCCUCAGAGGAAGAAGAUGCACCAGAAGCGCACACAGCAGCGAGUGUGGCUACACAACCAGAAUGGGCCGAGUUUCAUCAUAUCCCAAACAGGAGAUUUACAGAAUUUCAGGAUGUGAAGAGGGAAAUCGAGAACGAAACGGCGAGAAUAGCUGGAAACAACAAGGGGAUCAAUAGAUCACCCAUCAACCUUAAGAUAUACUCGCCCCACGUUCUUAGCUUGACUUUGGUCGAUCUGCCAGGUUUAACCAAGGUUCCUAUCGGAGAUCAACCCACAGAUAUCGAAAAGCAGACCCGAAAUCUGAUAUCGGAAUAUAUUGCGAAACCAAACAGUAUCAUUUUGGCUGUAUCCCCAGCAAACGUUGAUAUCGUCAACUCAGAGGCUCUAAAACUUGCCAGGCAUGUUGACCCUCUUGGCCGAAGAACCAUUGGAGUUCUUACAAAAAUAGACCUUAUGGACCAUGGUACAAACGCUAUGGAUAUCCUGUCGGGCAGAGUCUACCCCCUUAAGCUGGGAUUUAUCGGUGUCGUCAACCGAUCACAACAAGAUAUCCAAGGGAACAAGACACUUUCCGAGGCAUUGAAGUCAGAAGCGGACUUCUUCAAACACCACCCUGCAUAUAGGAAUAUGGCAAACCGAUGCGGAACCCAAUUCCUGGCAAAAAGUCUCAACACCACUUUGAUGGCGCAUAUUCGAGAGAGAUUACCUGAUAUCAAGGCUCGUUUGAAUACCCUCAUGGGACAAACACAACAGGAGCUUGCUAGUUAUGGGGAUAUGCAUUUCAGUGGCAAGGAACAUAAAGGUGCAUUGAUUUUGCAAUUGAUGACUAGAUUCGCAUCUUCUUUCAUCGCAUCCAUUGAUGGUACCUCAACGGAGAUCUCGACCAAAGAGUUAUGCGGAGGAGCCAGAAUAUACUAUAUCUUCAAUUCCGUAUUUGGUAAUUCAUUAGAAACUAUAGACCCAACAACAAAUCUUUCAGCCCUAGAUAUCCGAACGGCAAUCCGAAAUUCGACCGGUCCACGACCUAGCUUAUUCGUACCCGAGCUCGCAUUCGAUCUUUUAGUCAAGCCACAAAUCAAGUUAUUGGAGGUUCCUAGUCAAAGAUGCGUGGAACUAGUUUACGAAGAGCUGAUCAAGAUAUGCCAUACUUGUGGCUCAACUGAACUCACCAGAUUCCCCAGACUCCAGACCAAGCUUAUCGAGGUGGUCUCUGAUCUGUUGCGCGAACGUCUUGGCCCAGCUUCUCAAUAUGUGGAGUCUCUUAUCUCCAUUCAAAGGGCAUAUAUCAACACAAAUCAUCCCAAUUUCCUUGGCGCAGCUGCAGCAAUGAGUAACGUUGUUUCUAAUAAGCAAGAAAAGGAGAGGAGAAGGUUGAUCCAGGAAGAAAAGGAGAGAAAGGAGCACAGACGCCGAAAGGAGCUUGAAGCUACAAAUGGCGGGGAAACUCCAGAAGAAGGGGAAGACGCUGUUCCAGAGAAGCUCGAAAACUUACCACACCGAAAACAUCUCCAAAAAACAUCUCGAAGCAUGUCACCUGCAAUCCGGGAAAAUGGUACAAGCGCCAUGGUAUCAUCAAUGAACGGACUUCGUGGAGGAUCACCACCAAGGUUCAACGGCCAAGCAGCUGGUGGUGCUCGUGAUUCGUUCUUAAACUACUUCUUUGGCAAAGACGGUGGUUUGCCUGGUGGAGCAGGUAUCCCACAAGCAUCUUCGUCAGGGCAAAUGAUGGGAAAUCCAAACCUUGGCAGACACGUGAGCCAAAGCGCAGAACCAAGUAUCACACAAAGUAUCAGGCGGCAGGAAGAACGCCCUGUUCAAAGGACACCGGCCCAACAAGCUCGUGAGGAUGAUUACGAACUCGGACGUGCACAGAGAGAUUACAAUUAUGACUCUCCCUUCGGAAAUAACGCCGAGCCAGCACUCACAGACCGCGAAGCCAUGGAAACUGAACUCAUUCGUGCCCUUAUAUCAUCGUACUUCAACAUUGUCCGUGAAUCAAUAGCAGACCAAGUCCCCAAAGCCGUUAUGCAUUUACUAGUCAAUCACUCUAAAGACGUGGUUCAAAACCGUCUGGUUAGCGAAUUGUAUCGUGAAGACUUAUUCGGCGAGCUCCUCUAUGAAGAUGAUGCAGUGAAGAAGGAGAGAGAGAAGUGCGAGAAGUUGUUAAGGACGUACAAGGAGGCUGCGAAGAUCGUAGGAGAAGUGGGUAUUUAG
This is a messenger RNA of Botrytis sinoallii, 2439 nucleotides long. RefSeq lists its product as uncharacterized. The coding region runs from base 1 to 2439 and encodes 812 amino acids. Gene Ontology annotation, cellular component: mitochondrion; microtubule; membrane. The record is from RefSeq and is a predicted model, not a curated record. Gene Ontology annotation, molecular function: microtubule binding; GTP binding; GTPase activity. Gene Ontology annotation, biological process: mitochondrial fission; peroxisome fission. The transcript is spliced from 4 exons. Lineage: Eukaryota; Fungi; Ascomycota; Leotiomycetes; Helotiales; Sclerotiniaceae.